AUGUCGGAUCAAGCAUCAGCAUCAGAUACAUCUGGUUCAACUGAAUUUAAAGCUGGUCGUCCUCCAGCAAUAAGAGUUGGGGGUAUGCGUGUCGGUGCAUCACGUCCUCGACAAACAUCACAAGGCGAUGACAAAGAUAAAAAUUUUACUAAUGAAGAUGCUUCAGGAAAUAGUACAACUGCCAGUGGUACAGAUGGAACGUCUGAUAAUGACAAUCGAAGAAAUCAAGAAGAUACUUAUGAUGAACAAGGAUCAGGGCAAGUUCAAAAAGCUUUUCCAACUGAAGCCGUAAAACAAAUUCAUGAUAAACAUGGUACACAUCCAAAAACUGAACAUCAUACUCAUUCAAAACAUGAUGAUCAACGUUUUAUAAAUCAACCACGAAAACAAUAA
Rotaria sp. Silwood2 is the source of this 393-nucleotide messenger RNA. Lineage: Eukaryota; Metazoa; Rotifera; Eurotatoria; Philodinida; Philodinidae. The record is from the annotation of a GenBank genome assembly.